AAAGGAAUUAAUUCAUUUUUCAAAAGGAAAAGGGAUGAAUCAAACAUUGAGAAUGAGCAAGUGCAAGUCCAAGUGGAAGAGCCACCUCGUGAUGCUGAUCAAUCUCCCCUUCCCCUGAUUGAGGCCGAACAUCAUCAUAGGCAAGAGGAACAGCAGCCUAUUCCUGUUUUAUUUCGCGGAAUUGAGUUCUUAGAGAGGGACCCUGCAUUGCGUCCACAAAUAUGGGAGUAUCCAAGCAAUCAACAGAAUGAAGUUCAGCGAGCAUAUUUGAAGUUAGGUCCGAUGCAACCAAAAUUGAAGAAUUAUAAAGCUUUUGGUCCUCAGGGACAUCAACGCCGUUUCCAAUACCAUUGGUUCAGUGAGUUUCCAUCUUGGUUAGAAUAUUCAGAGAGUAGUGGCAAGGCAUAUUGUCUUCUUUGUUUUCUCUGCAGCAAAAAUAUAAAGAAAAGGGGUGGUUUUGAUGCCUUCACAAUACAGGGAUUCAACAAUUGGAAAAAAGUUCAUGAUAGAAAAAAUUGUGCAUUCUUGGUUCAUAUAGGAUCUGAUCCUUGCUCGGAACACAACAACUCAGCUAAGGAAUGCCAAGCUUUGUUGAAUAAUCUGAAUCAUAUAGAUAAUAUUAUGGAGGUAGCAAGUAAUCAAGAGAGGGAAAAAAAUCGUCUACGUUUGAGAACAUCAAUUGCUGUUGUUAAGUGGUUGACCUUUCAAGCUUGUUCUCUUAGAGCUCAUGAUGAGAAACUUGAAUCAAAAAAUAGAGGAAAUUUUAUUGAAUUGAUUAAACUUCUUGCAGAAUUUAAUCCUGAAAUUGCUGCCGUUGUCUUGGAAAAUGCUCCUCAAUGUGCCAAGUACACGUCACCUGAUAUUCAAAAGGAAAUUUUAAGUAUUUUUGCAUUGAAAAUCAGGAAGCAUAUUCGUGAAGAAAUUGGUGAUCAAAAGUUCUCUAUUCUUGUAGAUGAGACAUGUGACAUUUCAAAGCGAGAACAAAUGGCAAUUGUUCUGAGAUUUGUUGAUAUUGAUGGUGUUUUACAAGAAAGAUUCUUUGACUUGGUACAUGUGAGGAACACAAAAGCUCUAACGCUGAAAGCGGAGAUAUGCUAUGUAUUGUCUACCUAUGGUUUUGAUGUGCAGAACCUUCGAGGUCAAGGUUAUGAUGGUGCUAGUAAUAUGAGGGGGGAGUUGAAUGGACUGCAAGCACUUGUUCUUAAAGAAUGCCCUUAUGCUUAUUAUGUCCAUUGCUAUGCACAUCGUUUACAACUUGCUUUGGUUGCUGCAGCAAAGGAUGUUGUUCCUGUUACUCAGUUUUUUCAGAAGUUACUCUUUAUUGUGAACACAGUUGACUCGUCAGCAAAGCGGCAUGAUGAGCUUCAUGAUGCCCAAGUGGUUGAACUUGCACGGUUGUUGGCUGUUGAUGAGCUUGAGACAGGUCAAGGGGCAAAUCAAAUCCGCUCACUAAAACGUCCAGGAGACACUAGGUGGGGUUCACACUUAGGUUCAAUUUCGAGCCUUAUGGACAUGUUUAAUCCAGUAAGUACAGUUUUGCAAAAUUUAGCUGCUGACUCAACAGCUGGUACAAAUCGUGCUGAUGGGGAUACUUCUUUCAACUACAUGAUAUCUUUUGAGUUUGUAUUUAUUCUAUGUCUCAUGAGAGAAAUAUUGGAGAUCACCGAACAACUUGGUCAAGCUCUCCAAAAGAAAUCACAGGACAUAGUAAAUGCUAUCCGUCUUGUGCAAACAACAAAAAUUCUUCUUGAGAAAAUGAGAUCAGAUGAUGGUUGGGAAACUUUUAUUUGCAAGGUUAUGGAGUUCUGUGUGGACCAUGAUAUUGAUAUCCCGAACAUGGAUGAAACAUACAUUUUACGUGGUGGCCGUGCUCGUCGUCAACCUAAUCAUUUUACCACAGAUCAUUUCUUUAGAGUGGAGGUAUUUCGGGCAACACUUGAUACUCAGUUGGCUGAACUAAAUCUGAAGUUUAAUGAGAAGAUCAUUAAAACAAGGCUACGCAACAGAAUGGAAGAUGACUUUCUCGCUAAUAGCAUGCUAGUGAAUAUAGAAGCUGAAAUUCUUGGGGACUACAAUUAUGAAGACAUAAUUCAUGAUUUUAUUGAUGUGAAGAAACGAAAAGUACACUUUUGAA
Panicum hallii is the source of this 2134-nucleotide messenger RNA. Its product is annotated as zinc finger MYM-type protein 1-like. The transcript has 2 exons. The record is from RefSeq and is a predicted model, not a curated record. The annotation marks the transcript as partial. NCBI's taxonomy places the organism in Eukaryota, Viridiplantae, Streptophyta, Magnoliopsida, Poales, Poaceae.